Messenger RNA from Cucurbita moschata (crookneck pumpkin), 3973 nucleotides. Its product is annotated as DExH-box ATP-dependent RNA helicase DExH17. NCBI's taxonomy places the organism in Eukaryota, Viridiplantae, Streptophyta, Magnoliopsida, Cucurbitales, Cucurbitaceae. The coding region runs from base 51 to 3758 and encodes 1235 amino acids. The record is from RefSeq and is a predicted model, not a curated record. The transcript is spliced from 29 exons. Gene Ontology annotation, molecular function: ATP binding; nucleic acid binding; ATP hydrolysis activity.
AGGACGAAUGAAACUGCAACUUCGCCGCCAAUCGACAGUCCAGUGGAGGAAUGAAGAUCAAAGAGUACGAAAUGGAUGAGAUAUUUCUCAGGAUUCGAGAUAUUUCUGAAGGGCCACCAAGUCGCUUUUAUAUUGGAAAAUUAUUUCCGCCUUUAGCGGUAUAUUCUCUUCCGCUUCACUCGCGUUCACGAUCUGAAUAUCGAGGCUUCAAUUCAGAAUCUGUUCGUUCAACUGCCGAGAGAAGAGUAUCAAUCAAGCUCGAUUAUUCUACAUCAGUGUCCAGAAGUCCGGACACGGUCAUGGACUCAUAUUCACUGAAAUCCGUAUCAGAUUUACCCGCACCACUUCGCUCGACUUUUAGUUUUAGGUACUUCAAUUCUUUACAGAGUGAAUGUUUUCCUGUUUGUUUCAACUCCGAUUCGAACAUGGUCAUUUCAGCCCCUACUGGGAGUGGUAAAACUGUACUGUUUGAGCUUUGCAUUUUGAGGCUUCUUUCAAAAUUUAUUGCCGAGGGGAAGUUCAUCCACGAAAAGGGAACUCUAAAAAGCAUAUAUAUUGCCCCAUCUAAGGCUUUAGUACAGGAGAAGCUCCGUGAUUGGAAUCAGAAAUUUGGGUCUUGGGGGGUCAGCUGUUUGGAGCUAACAGGAGAUAAUGAAACUUACAAUAUGAAACAUAUACAAGAAGCUGACAUUAUUCUAACAACGCCUGAGAAAUUUGAUGCAGUAACUCGGUAUCACAUAAAGGAUGGUGGUUUAGGCUUUUUCGGUGACAUAGCCCUUGUACUUAUUGAUGAAGUUCAUCUUUUGAAUGAUCCACGUGGAGCAGCCUUGGAAGCCAUAGUUAGUAGAAUUAAAAUGAUUUCUCGCAACCCUGAAAUGAAAUCCAGUCCUCUCUCUCAUGUUCGUUUCUUAGCUGUAUCUGCUACAAUCCCAAACAUUGGGGAUCUUGCAGAAUGGCUUAACGUCCCUGUUCAAGGAGUCAAAAGGUUCGGAGAAGAAAUGAGGCCUGUUAAGUUAACCAGCAAAGUAUUUGGCUAUGCCCCUGCUAAAAAUGAUUUCAUGUUUGAGAAGCGCCUUCAGAACUACAUUUUUGAUGUUCUCAUGCAAUAUUCAAAAGGAAAAUCUGCAUUAGUGUUUUGUUCAACUAGAAAAGGAGCGCAAGAAGCAGCUCAACGGCUCUCGCAAACAGCAAUGACCUUUGGUUAUUCAAAUCCUUUUAUUAAAAGCAAGGAACAGCUGGAAAGGUUACGAGAAGCUUCACUAUCAUGCAGUGAUAAGCAAAUGCAAUCUAAUAUUCUUUAUGGUGUUGGGUAUCACAAUGGUGGGCUUUGCUUGAAGGAUCGCAAUCUCAUUGAAAGCCUUUUUCUCAAGGGUGAUAUUCGAGUUAUUUGCACUACAAAUACUCUUGCUCAUGGAAUCAACUUGCCGGCACAUACAGUAAUAAUAAAAUCAACUCAGCACUUUAACAAGGAGAAGGGCCUUUACAUGGAAUAUGACCGGUCCACAAUACUACAGAUGUGCGGGAGGGCAGGUCGGCCUCCAUUCGAUGAUACGGGAAUUGUCAUAAUCAUGACAAGAAGAGACACAGUCCAUUUGUAUGAGAAUCUCCUAAAUGGAUGUGAAACUGUGGAGUCGCAACUGCUUUCGUGUGUGACGGAGCAUUUAACUGCGGAGAUAGUUCAAAUGACCAUCUCAGAUAUAGUAAAGGCAAUUGAAUGGAUGAAGUGUUCGUAUUUAUACGUAAGAAUGAAAAAGAAUCCGCAGAAAUAUGCUAUCAGGAAUAGAAUUUCUUAUCACAAUACGGAGAAGCACAUGGAAGACAUUUGCAUUGAGAAAGUAAAUGAAUUAUCUCGACAUCAGAUGAUUUGGAUGGAUGAAGAUGGCUUCCUCUUGAAGCCACUAGACCCCGGGAGGUUGAUGACAAAAUAUUAUUUGAAGUUUGAUACCAUGAAACACAUUAUGCAUGCCCCUGAAAAUUGCAGUCUAGAGGAGGCGCUACAUAUCAUUUGCCAUGCCGAGGAAAUCGCUUGGAUUCAGCUUAGGCGCACUGAGAAGAAGCUUCUUAAUGAUGUAAACAAUGAUAAAGAUGGGAGGCUGCGUUUUCACAUUCUUGGUGAAAAGGGGAAGAAGAAAAAACGUAUACAGACGAGAGAAGAAAAAAUAUUUAUUUUAGCAAACGAUUGCUUGACUGGUGAUCCUUCAAUUCACGAUUUAUCCCUCAGUCAGGACAUGAGUUCUAUUUGCUCAAAUGGAUGCAGAAUUGCCAAAUGCAUGAAAGAAUAUUUUGUAUACAGAAAGAACUAUAAAGGAACCUUCAGCUCAAUGCUUCUAGCAAAAUCUCUAUAUCAAAAACUCUGGGAUGACAGUCCAUUUUUGCUCAAACAACUACCUGGAAUUGGAAUGGUGACUGCAAAGGCGUUGCAUUCUAUGGGAAUCAAAUCAUUUGAGGCACUUGCUGAAGCGGAUCCAAGGAAAAUAGAGAUAGUCACAGGCAGAAAGUACCCAUUUGGGAAUCAUAUCAAGGAGUCAUUAUCAUCCUUACCACCGGAAGUGGACCUGAAGCUCGAGGAAGCUGAAUGCGGUAGACAAGGGAAGGCCAAGCUCAUCGUAACAUUAACUAGAUUGCCCCAGGCUUACCGACCAAAUAAACGACAUUACGCUGAUAUGAUUGUUGGCCUAGAAGAAGAUAACCAGAUUCUCUUUCAUGAGAAAAUAAGAGUAGAUGAAUUCUCCAGCCCUUACAGUGCAGUUGUUCUUGUCUCACAUCCUCAACAAGGAAAGUUGACGAUUAAAGCUGACCUUAUUUUUGAUGAAUACAUUGGCAUUGAUCUCCACCGAAAACUUCAACUAAUGGAACGAAAUUCAAACGCGAGAAGCAAAUGGGGAAGAAUACCGCCGUCCUCCUUUCCUCCACCUGAGGAAGUAUACAUCAUAGACAAUGACAGUGAACCUCUACCACAAGCUGCAGUAAAAGAGCCUCCCAAAUCUUGCGACUCGAACUCGUUACUAGAUUCCAUGCCGAGUUUCAACCUCCUAGACGAAGAGUUUGAGGACGCCGAGCCUGCAGCUGGCAACGACGAAGAUGAAUGCAAAAUCAUCACUGAACGAACUGUAUUUGACCACAUACGUAAGAAAGCCAAAAGCUUCCCUGUGUUGGCUGCUUCAAAAAAUAGUGCUUAUUCACCAGCACCAGAGACAUAUAGUUUCACUAGAAACACGCAGCCGCUAGAAUUCCAGGUUGAAGCUUUGGAAGAGAAACAGAGAAAUGAACUUUCCCCACAUACUAAAGUGGAGUCGUUUUCAGGCUUCAGAGAGGAAGUUGGAAAUGAAUUUCGGACUCUCCAAAACCACUUCCCCUCUGGACCACAUUUCAUGGAUGACGAAAAAGGGGAAUUGGGUCUCCAGACAGAAGAAAGUAAAAUCAUCAUAACGGAGGAAACCAUAUUUGAUGAUAUAAAAAGAAAAGGUAACAGUUUUCCGGUUGUAUCCCAAAUUUGUGUGAAUACACCAGGUGCAUACAGCAAAUUGAAUCGGGCUUCAGAUGCAGAAGUGGCAUCCAUGCAAAUGCUGUCUUUUGAUAUCUCCAUGAUGAAGGAAAACAAGCGGCCACGUCCAGCGAGCCCUAAUAUCAGCAACACCUGGAACCACCCGAGCCCACCUGUAGAAACCAAAAAGAACUGCUGCUCGCUAGAAACUGCCACCGAGACCAGUGAAGUAGAUCCUUUCGUUGGAUUUAAGAGCGUUUUUUCUUUCCUCUGACUCCUUUCUUAUCUUACACCGAUUCAUUCUUUUAUUUUCCUUCUUGCUUGAUCGUGUAUGGAGAAUUGUGUCAUUUCAUACCUAGAUGCAUUUCUUAAAAUUGUUUCGGAAUAAUCUUUUAAAAUUUUGGAAAAAUAUCAAUUUUUACCGCCAUAUUUGUUUGUUGCAUCUUUUUACCACAAAUUUUGUUUUCAUUAAAUUGUACUUAAAACUUA